CGGAGGGUUGGGCCGAGUUCCCAGCCCCUCUCCGCCCGCCCGGUUGACAGGGGGGAGAAGCCGGCUGCGAGGGCGGGGGUCUCACGGGAGCCUUGCGCCAGCGAGCCAGGCCAGGAGUCUAGCGUAGGCCGGGCGCACCGGGGCCGAGCCCCGAGAGGGCUGUUUGGGCCAGCAACGGCUGGCUCCCCGGCACUAACCGGGCUGGGGUGUGGCGGGGGGCUUCGCAGGCCACCAGUAUCGACAUGUUGCUUGAGGAGGUCCGCGUUGGCGACAGACUGAGUGGGGCCGCGGCCCGGGGCGACGUGCAGGAGGUGCGCCGCCUUCUGUACCGCGAGCUGGUGCACCCCGACGCCCUGAAUCGCUUCGGCAAAACGGCUCUGCAGGUCAUGAUGUUUGGCAGUCCCGCCAUCGCUCUGGAACUUCUGAAGCAAGGUGCUAGCCCCAAUGUUCAGGAUGCCUCCGGUACCAGUCCAGUCCACGAUGCAGCUCGCACUGGAUUCCUGGACACCCUGAAAGUCCUCGUGGAGCAUGGUGCUGAUGUCAACGCGCCUGAUGGCACUGGGGCGCUCCCCAUCCAUCUAGCUGUGCAGGAGGGCCACAGUGCUGUGGUCAGCUUCCUGGCUCCUGAGUCUGAUCUUCAACACAGGGAUGCCAGGGGGCUUACACCCUUGGAGCUGGCAAGACAGAGAGGGUCUCAGGACAUCAUGGACAUCCUGCAGGGGUGCACAGUGAUCCCACUGUGAGCCAGGGCCACUCUACCCAGCAAGAGAACCCACUAGGUUCUGUCAGAAGAGGAGGGAAGAAACACUUUCUCUCCUCACUCCUCUUGCUCUUUACAGAAGGGGGAGGAGGACCAGUUUGUGGCUUAUUGGUGUUGAUUUUUGGGGGAGUGUGUGUUUGGGGGACAUUUCUCAUUUGUUUUUCUCACCCCUUUUGGUGUGUUGGACAGAGAAGGGCUCCUAUAGGCAACAGCCACCGAAACGGUUCAUUUUGUCUGCACCCCAGGCUUCUGGGGCUGCAGACUAGACCCAAGUGUAAAGCCUUAAAGCCCCAGCCCCAGAGUGAGUCAUCACCUCCAAGGCUCCAGGAACCUGGUGACUUUGGCCGGCUGUGCUCAGAGAGAUCCCUGAAGUGUGAGCUCUGUCUUGGGCAUGGGGGUCAGGGAGGGAAGUGUUUCAAAUCAAUAAAAGGGUAGUAUGAGUAAAUAUUUUGUUGGAAGCUUGUUUUCCAGUCUCUUGUACAGCGUUUAAAAAAGAGAUUCUAUUUAUUAAGCUUUAUGGAAAAAAUUGUGUGUGAUAAUUUAAUGUUUCUACCCAUUAAAUUAAAAUUUGUGCAUGAUCACG
Messenger RNA from Marmota flaviventris (yellow-bellied marmot), 1343 nucleotides. RefSeq names its product cyclin dependent kinase inhibitor 2D (gene Cdkn2d). The record is from RefSeq and is a predicted model, not a curated record. Gene Ontology annotation, molecular function: protein binding. Gene Ontology annotation, cellular component: nucleus. NCBI's taxonomy places the organism in Eukaryota, Metazoa, Chordata, Mammalia, Rodentia, Sciuridae.